Nestor notabilis (Kea) is the source of this 981-nucleotide messenger RNA. Its product is annotated as membrane progestin receptor gamma-B-like. Lineage: Eukaryota; Metazoa; Chordata; Aves; Psittaciformes; Psittacidae. The transcript is spliced from 7 exons. Gene Ontology annotation, molecular function: signaling receptor activity. Bases 1 to 981 code for a protein of 326 amino acids. Gene Ontology annotation, cellular component: membrane. The record is from RefSeq and is a predicted model, not a curated record.
AUGCUGAGCAUCAAGUUACCCCGGCUGCUCAGCAUCAACCAAGUGCCUAAGGGGUACCAUUUUUUUCGCCCGCCCCGGAGCUCGGCAGCAGAUUGCCUCCUCAGCGUCUUCCAGAUGACGAAUGAGACACUCAACAUCUGGACGCACUUUGUGCCUGCCUGGUACUUCGUGUGGACCCUGGUGGGGCGGCUGCAGGGCCCGGGGGGCCGGGAGGACCCCAAUGCCUGGCCCCUCCUCGCCUACCUCCUGACCUGCUGCAUCUACCCGCUGGCCUCCAGCUGUGCCCACACCUUCAGCACCAUGUCCACCCGCGCCCGGCACGUCUGCUACUUCUUCGACUACGCUGCUCUCAGCGUGUACAGCCUGGGAUCCGCGCUGGCCUACUCGGCGUACAUCUUCCCAGCGGGGUGGGUCGACAGCACCUUCCACCACUGCUACGUGCCCAUCGCCGUGUUCAACACUGUCGUCAGCACCAGCCUGUCCUGCUACUCCAGGUUUCUGGAGGUGGAGCGGCCCAUGUUCAGCAAGGCUUCCCGCAUCCUGGCCUUCGCGUACCCGUACCUCUUUGACAGCAUCCCUCUCUUCUACAGGUUCUACCUGUGCAUGGCAGAGAGCUGCACAGAGGCUGCAAUCCCGGUCCAUUACAAGCACACUGCCUUUGCCUUCCUCACUUGCUUCAUCUUCGCCAGCCAUCUGCCAGAGCGACUCGCGCCAGGCCACUUCGAUUAUAUCGGGCACAGCCACCAAGUUUUCCACGUCUGUGGGAUCAUCGGCACCCACUUCCAGAUGGAAGCCAUCAUGAUGGACAUGGCCGAGCGGCACGACCGGCUCCUGCCCUCCUCGCUGCUUCCCUCCUCCCUGCAGACCCUCGGCUCCAUGGGCAUCUGCAUGGCCAUGAACCUGGCUGUCAUCGGGCUCUGCUCCGCGUCCCUGCGCUUCAUGCCAGAGCCUCUGCAGAGAGAAAAGCCACACAGGCAUUAG